Molecule: messenger RNA, 2052 nt
Organism: Xyrauchen texanus (razorback sucker)
Lineage: Eukaryota; Metazoa; Chordata; Actinopteri; Cypriniformes; Catostomidae
Exons: 8
Coding region: 1-2052 (683 amino acids)
Source: RefSeq, a predicted model, not a curated record
AUGCACCCAGCUGCGGCUCACACAUACCCACACUCAGGUGGUUAUGACGAGUCACGAGGAUGUUCACCCUCCUCCCCCAUCGCUGACCGGUCCUAUGGUGGGCACACGGACAAAGCAGGAUCCUCCCCUGUCACCAGUUGCCGAGCUGUAGAGUUCCUCCCCUCCGGGAAGGACCUACCGCAGGACUUCUUCCCAUGUGAUACUGCUCACCGCGGCCUACCGCCAUGUCUUGGGCAUGACCUUUUUGAGGGAGUAGUGGCAAAUGAUUUGGCCCUCUAUGUGGAACAUUUGGUAAAAGCUGAAAAACAUUUCACCUAUGACAAGAUAAAUCAGGCCAUCUCACAGACAAAACUUCUUGGUAGUGACUCACACAACAAACCAUGUAUGGAUGUUGAAUGCAUUCAGGAAAUUCAGAGAGUGCUAUCUGAAUUGGACUAUGAGAAGUUGAUGGUCGUCAUUGAACACCUGUCAUCAGUGGUUGGAGUCACAAAGAAAGAGGACCUUGGCUUUAUUGAGAGGGAUGACUUCCAGCAUCAUUUAAUGCCAAUACAGUGCUGUAAAGUCAUCCAGGCCUUCAGACAUAGAGAACUGAAUGGCAGAGUUGACACUGAUGUCAACUGCGUGCCGAAUGAAAAGACAGUGCCCUUCUCAUCCUUGGACACAGAACUGACAGUUGGACAUGCCCACCUAACACCUCCUUGUACACAAUUCCAAAAUCCUGGAUUAUCAUUGACAAAAACACAGAACUCAUGGAUCAGUCAGUUCGAGAUUCCUUGGGACAAGAUGCCUGCUUCACUCUCACAGGCAAUAUUAAGAGGGCAGAGGGCUAACCCUGCAGACAGAAGAGCCAUGGUGAGAACUGUGGUGGCUGCCAUGCAGAAACACUGUCCAAAUCCCAACAGGGCUGCCUGUGUAGAGAUAGCGAAAGUGAUUGUGUCAAAAUGCCCUUUGACCUUUGCAGACACAACUGAGGAAGGUGAACAGUUGGGAAUAGGUUAUUAUUCACUUGUUAAUCAGCUUAAAACAAGAGUUGAACAUGUCAACCGUAACAAUGUAAGUGAGAGAAUACGGAGACCAAGGACAAUGACAGAAACUAGUGAUGGUAGAACUACCACCAAAACAGUACGGUGCAAAGUAGACAGCUAUGGCUGUACAAACUGGCAGCCAAAAUGUCUCCCAGAAGGAGAGACAGUUGACUCUUUAGAAGACAGAAGAAAACAUAUGGCAGCCAUAUUUCAGUCUACUGGACCCAAAGCUGCGGACAUGCCAGAUAUAGACAAUUCAAUGAGUUUGACGUACAUUUAUCUACGUCACGUGAUAAACAGCUGCCCUCCCCCCAGUAUGAAUUCGAUUGAAGAACAAUGGCCUUUCCUCUUUACAAAAAGAGGACUCUGUGCCCAUUUCAAAACUCUCACAGGUAUUGAUAUCUGUGAUCGAGUAGGAGAGGCUCUUCAAACCAAGGGGAAGAGGAUCAUAUAUUUCUUCCAAAGACAGACUCAGAACAGAGACAUUCAGGGUCUUCUACGGGACAUUGAGAGCGACACAACAGCCAUGCAGCAGAGCCGGACCAGUAUAGCAGUUGUGCUUCUUUUGAUGAAGCACUUCUUUGAAAAAGAGGACUCCAUCUUCAUUUUGGCAGAUACAACUGCAACAAAGUCAUCCAUCGAGAAAGACAUGAGCCUGCCAGCCACACCGAGACUGAUAAUACUAGGGAACACAUUUCUUUCUGCAACAAAGUGGAUGGUGAGCAUUGAUGGAAAGGUGGCCUACAUUUUGGAGGAGCACCUGGGUUUUGCAGAUGCUUUAUCUGUAUUCUUUGGAUGCUUCUAUGAUUUCAACAUAGAAUACCAGGAGCCUGCCUGUGCAACAUUGGAACUCAUACAACGAUUCUUUGUGAGGAUAAAUCCAGAGGAUGGAACAAAAUGCACUGCAAAAACCGGAGUGAGUCGUAAGACAGGAGAAAUGGUGAAGAGGAAGACGACAAUCAUCAACAACAGAGUGUCAUCCUUCCUUCGCCAGCUAACAGAAUUUGAGUGGAGGAACUUGGAUUAG